This is a messenger RNA of Acanthochromis polyacanthus (spiny chromis), 3317 nucleotides long. RefSeq names its product protein SOGA3-like. The record is from RefSeq and is a predicted model, not a curated record. The transcript has 9 exons. The coding region runs from base 431 to 3127 and encodes 898 amino acids. Gene Ontology annotation, biological process: regulation of autophagy. NCBI's taxonomy places the organism in Eukaryota, Metazoa, Chordata, Actinopteri, Pomacentridae.
CCCUCCUCCAGACAGAAGCUCUCUGUGUCUCCGGGUUUUGACGUCAUGCUGGAGCUCGGCGCCCUGCGGUGCCUGGUGCUGCCCGGAAUCAGCGGCUCCUCCGCGGCUCUGCGGGAAGGAAUCCCCGGGACACUCCUCUCCUCUCAUCAAGACACGUCUUGAUAGACGUUUGUUGGAACUUUUAGCACAUUAACGGAGUAGCAGCUGUCGGUGUUUCAGCUGCAGAGAGUUUUUACUGCUUCUGGGUGAAGCUUAAAGUUAAGAUGGAGAGAAGCGCAGAGAAAAGCGGCACCUAGUGGAGAUUUAGCGGAAACGUCCUGCUGCAAAGUUCAGGUUUUAGAGAUGUUUGAAGGCUGCAACAUUUUAAAAUCAUUUAAAGCUUUGUGGUUAAAUAUAUUUCAGUGUCCACUGCAGCAGAUUGCGUGUAUUUAUGAGAGGUAGAAGUCGUGCUCAGUUGGUUCCAGCGGUGCGUAAAAUGCGUCCUGCCGCUGGCGGCGCUGCUGAUCCUCCAUCCUCAUCCUCGGCGGACAAUAGCGCAGCAGGCAGGAGGCAGCAGCGGGCUCCCUCACCGGCUACAGCCCAGGAGAGAACCGCCAGACAGUCAGGCCGCUCCAGGUCUCCUCUGAACCGGGGAAGGAACAGAGACGCGGCGGGCAGGCAGAGCCGGAGGUCCGCGGACGGCAGGGAGAGGGAGCCCGAGAGCCGCCGCGCAGCCGCCGCUCCGCUGCCGGAUGGUGCUGAGGCUGAUACCGUCACAGCAAACAGGGCGGAUGCUGCCGAAGAAGCGCCGACACAUUCAGGCCGCCGCUCAGCCUUAAACUGCUUCAGAGGAGACUCCGACCGGCGUCGGCUCUCCGGCACAACUUCCGGGAAGGAAAAAGGCGCAGAGGGAGGCGGCCACCGGCGGAGAGGCGCAGAGUCUGCGGGCUGCGGCCUCGGUUCGGGUCUGUGGAGGGGAGGAUGCUUGCAGGCUGAGCUGAUCCACUUCCAUCUGCAGAAGAGACUCAGGAGGAGCAGGAUGCAAACCAGAGCCGAGGGGAUGAGCUCCGUGGAGGCCGCGCAGGAGCAGCCGGAGCCGGGCGCGGAGGCGACAGAGGCGGGGUCGGUGACACAGCAGGACCAGGACCAGGCCCUGGAGGAGGAGAUGGAGAGGCUGCUGGACGAGAACGAAGAUCUCAAGUGUGAGAUCGAGGAGAUGAGGACUGAGAUGGACGAGAUGCGAGACACGUUCUACGAGGAAGACACUUGUCAGCUGCAGGAAAUGAGGCGUGAGUUAGAGAGAGCCAAUAAAAACUGCCGGAUCCUGCAGUAUCGCCUGAGGAAGGCCGAGAGGAAGCGGCUGAGAUACGCCCAGACCGGAGAGAUCGAUGAGGAGCUGCUCAGGAGUCUGGAGCAGGACCUGAAGGUUGCCAAAGACGUGUCGGUGAGGCUGCACCACGAGCUGGAGAAGGUGGAGGAGAAGCGAACGAAGACUGAAGAGGAGAACGAGAAGCUGAGGCAGAAGCUCAUCGAGGUGGAGGUGACCAAACAGGCUCUGCAGAACGAGCUGGACAAAACCAAAGAGUCUCAGAAGAGAAGAGGAAGUAAGGACGUCCCGAAGUCGGACAAGAAGGCAGCACAGACUCCUACUGAGGAGGACAACGAGGACCUGAAGUGCCAGCUGGCCUUCAUCAAGGAGGAAGCGGUGCUGAUGAGGAAGAAGACGGCCAAGAUCGACAAGGAGAAGGACCGGCUGGAGCAGGAGCUGCAGAAGUACCGCUCCUUCUACGGGAGAGGAGUCGGAGCUGAAGCUGAGGCCCCGCUGGUGAGGAGGAGGCCACAUCCUGGGGAGGAAGAUCGUGAGCUGGAGUGGAAAAUAAAUGUAAAAAUGACCAUUUCCACUAAAAUCAUGCCUCACUUCUACUGUCUGAUCUCGUGGAUGGUUUUCCUCUCCUCUGUUGGUGGAGUUAACUCCUCACCUGUUUUUUUUCUCCAUCAGGUGGAGAACAGAGGCCUCCGGGCCGAGCUGGACGACCUCCGCGGUGAAGGUGAAGGUUCUGGAGGCUCCGGCUGCGGGGCUCAGGGCGGCUCCGGCGCCGGCCGAGGCCUCGGAGACGACCUGACGGAGCUCCGGCAGCAGCUGCAGCUGGUGGAGGACGAGGCGGAGCUGCUGAGGAGGAACCUGGCCGACGCCGAGGACCAGAACAAGAGGGUCACCACCGAGCUCAACAAGCUGAGGUUCAAAGCAGGAACCCACGAAGGAGGAAGCCGACACGGAGCAGGAACGUCUGGAGGGACGGACGGAGCGAAGGCCGACGCUCUGCAGGAGGAGCUGAAGGCGGCCCGGCUGCAGAUCAACGACCUCAGCGGGAAGGUGAUGCAGCUUCAGUACGAGAACCGGGUCCUGCUCUCCAACAUGCAGCGCUACGAUCUGGCCUCCCACCUCUCUUUACGUCCGAGUCCUCGGGACAGCGACGCCGAGAGCGACGCCGGCGGCGCCACCAGCGGCCGGCGUGAGAGCGACGAGGACUCCACCUCGUCCCGCCUGCUGCCGCCUCACCGUAAGCGCGAAGGUCCGGUGGGCGGAGAGAGCGACCCGGACGAGGUGAGGAACAACAACAACGGCGGCGGCGGCCGGUGUCUGACGCCCACCAGGGGGCUGUACUCGCCCAGCGGACCCGAGGGCGCCGCCUCCUCCGCCUUGGCUCGCUUCCUGCCGGGACGCUGCAGCCUGCGGGAGCGGCAGCAGAUGAUCGACAUCCGGGUGGAGGCGGAGCGGCUGGUCCGGACCAUCGACAGGCUCAUCGCCGACACCGCCGCCAUCAUCUCCGAGGCCCGGGUCUUCGUGUCCAACGGAGACCUGAUGUUCGGCCGCGGCGGCGAGGACGGCGGCGAGGACGAGGGCGGACGGAUCAGAGAGCACGAGCUGCUGUACCGCAUCAACGCCCAGAUGAAGGCCUUCAGGAAGGAGCUGCAGAGCUUCAUCGACCGGCUGGAGGUCCCCAAGACGGAGGAGCGCGACGAGGAGCCGCUGUCGAUGUUCCAGCCCAUCAUCCUCCUCAUCCUCAUCCUCGUCCUCUUCUCCUCCCUGUCCUACGCCACCAUCUUUAAACUCGUCUUCCUCUUCACGCUCUUCUUCGUUCUGUGAUGCUCGUUUCCCUCGUUUGUUUUUUUUGUUGCUCUGUUGAUUUCUUUGUUUUAUUUUUUUGUUGUCGUCGUUUUUUUUUUCCCAUCCCCAUCAUCAUUUUGUUGCCAAGGUAACCAAGAGCUCAGACAGCAGCCCGGCGUUCGCACAUCUGAGGACGUGUGGCGAGUUUCAGUGUCGUCAUGACAACAAC